Neltuma alba is the source of this 2081-nucleotide messenger RNA. Its product is annotated as probable WRKY transcription factor 31. Gene Ontology annotation, biological process: regulation of DNA-templated transcription. NCBI's taxonomy places the organism in Eukaryota, Viridiplantae, Streptophyta, Magnoliopsida, Fabales, Fabaceae. Bases 60 to 1754 code for a protein of 564 amino acids. The transcript has 6 exons. Gene Ontology annotation, molecular function: DNA-binding transcription factor activity; sequence-specific DNA binding. The record is from RefSeq and is a predicted model, not a curated record.
UUCACCUCCCACGCUUUCUUCUCCGCGUAGUCGUCUUCCUUCUUCUUCUCUCUUCUUUUAUGGACAAAGCAUGGGGUCUUGCUCUUGAUUCUUCUCCCGCCGCCGCUGCUUUCUCCCCCCACACCAUGCUUCCCUCUUUAGGCUUCCCCGUUAAUCUCACUCGCCCCUCCGCCGCCGACUCCCGCCUCCCCCCCGGCGAGCUCGACUUCUUCUCCGAUCGCAACAACCCUCCUCCUCCUCCUCCCCCUCUCAAACCCGUCAAGAACGAGAAUCCUCCCCCCGAAUCACCCCCUUCCCAUGUCAACACUGGCUUGCAACUCCUUACUGCUCAUACUGGCAGCGAUCAGUCUACGGUGGACGAUGGAGUUUCAUCUGAUGCCGAAAUCAAGCGAGCCAAGAGUUCAACCGAGUUGGCGCAACUGCAAGAGGAGCUUCAACGUAUGAAUGCUGAAAACGUGAAACUGCGGGACAUGUUGAGUCACGUGAGCAGUAAUUACGCGGCUCUGCAGAUGCAUCUUGUCACUUUAAUGCAGCAGCAGCAGCAACAGAUUCAACGUACGCAGAGCACAGGAAAUGAGGUUGUUCAAUCAAAACCUGAUGACAAAAGAGAAAUUGCACCGAUGCCGCUUCUGGAAUUGCGGCCUAGAAGUGGAACAGCUGAAGUAGAUAACGAGAUAUCCCAUUCAACUUCUGAUGAAAGAACAAGGUCCACCACCCCUCCUGUUAACAACAACAGUGGUAAGAAUGAGAGGGAAGAGAGCCCAGACUCAGAUGUUCAUCCCCAAGGCUGGGGCAGUGGUCCUAACAAACUUCAGAAGCUGAACCCCUCCCCAAAUUCCACCGACCCAUCAACCAGUACCGCCGCAGAAGCCACUAUGAGGAAAGCUCGCGUCUCAGUUCGUGCCAGAUCAGAGGCACCCAUGAUCAGUGACGGGUGUCAGUGGCGAAAAUACGGACAGAAAAUGGCAAAGGGAAACCCUUGCCCUCGUGCUUACUAUAGAUGCACCAUGGCGGUCGGUUGCCCAGUUCGCAAACAAGUACAACGUUGCGCGGAGGACAGGACGAUUUUGAUAACUACCUAUGAAGGAAGUCAUAACCAUCCGCUGCCGCCGGCGGCGAUGGCGAUGGCAUCAACGACGACUGCAGCUGCUAGCAUGUUGUUGUCGGGUUCGAUGUCGAGUGCAGACGGAAUAAUGCAUCCGAACUUACUGGCCAGGGCUAUUCUUCCAUGUUCGUCUAGCAUGGCUACGCUUUCGGCUUCGGCUCCGUUUCCCACUAUAACAUUGGACCUCACUCACAAUUCAAACAGCAACAUUAACAACCCUAUGCAAUUCCAGAGACCUCCAUUUCAGGUACCUAAUUUCCAAGGGCAGCCUCAGGUUCAACCAACGGCGUCAGGUCAACAUCACUUGGCUCAGGCAUUUUCGCAAGCACUUUACAAUCAGUCCAAGUUCUCUGGCCUUCACUUGUCCCAGGAUAUGGGUUCGUCGUCUUCAUCUUCUUCCCAAUUAGCCCACCAACCUCCCAGGCCGGUGCAGCCAAGCCAACCGCCGCAGCCAUCAUUGGCAGACACGGUGAACGCGGCUACCGCGGCCAUCACGGCCGACCCAAACUUCACAGCGGCGCUCGCGGCCGCCAUCUCCUCCAUCAUUAAUGGCGGCGGCGUGCCCUCGAGCAGCAACAACAACAAUAGCAGCGGCAAUCCCAACAUCACAUGUGGUACCACAAUCAGCAGUUUCUCAGGGAAUCCGUAAAAGCUUUGUCUUUUUCGUUUCUCGUAAAUUUGUUUCUUCUUUCAUACUUUUGGGGAGGGGGGAGAACGAAAUGAAAAAUGUUCAUAUGUUUUUUUUCUUCUUUAAAUUUUUCUCCGUGUCUAGCGAGGGAGGAAGAUUUAGAUCACGAGGGAAGUCUCAUUCUUUCUUUGUUAUUUCAUCGUUAUUUGAAUAACUUGGGAUUAGGAUUAUGCGAGUAAAUAGACAGGAAGAAAAGAACACACAGUACCUACUACCGAUGUAUCUCUGUAUCUUGUACCUUAAAUUUUAGCAAAUUUUUAAAAUAUGAGUACCGUCCAUUAUACUCCA